AUGUUGUCGCGCGGCUCGGACACGGACGGCGAGGAGCAGCAGCAGCAGAAGCCUCUUCUUCACCGCGGACGUAAGGACAACAUCCAGCGGGCUCCAGCAUGCUGCUCGGCGCGCUACGGCCUGGCUCUGCUGUCGUCUUUCGGCUUCUUCGUGGUCUACUCGCUGCGGGUCAACCUGAGCGUGGCCAUGGUGGACAUGCUCAACACCACCCACCGACCGCAACACAACCAUAGUAGCUCCGUGUGUCCCGCCCACGCUAGCCCCGCGCGGCCCAAACAUAACCAGACCGCUAGCGUGUACGACUGGGACUCUGAGACACAAGGCUGGAUCUUGGGCUCCUUCUUCUACGGUUACAUCAUCACCCAGAUUCCCGGAGGCUACCUGGCAGGCCGCUGGGGGCCCAAGUGGCUGAUGGGAUUGGGGAUCCUGGGCACGGCGGUGUUCACGCUGCUCACUCCCGCGGCCGCCGACUUGGGCGCGAGCUACCUCAUCGCCGUCCGGGUCCUGGAAGGUGUCGGAGAGGGCGUGACCUUCCCCGCCAUGUAUAGCAUGUGGGCAGCAUGGGCGCCACCGCUGGAGAGGAGCCGUCUUCUCACCAUCUCCUACAUAGGAGCCCAGAUCGGGACGGUGGUCUCACUCCCGCUGUCGGGGGAAAUAUGCUUCUACCUGGACUGGACCUACGUCUUCUACUUCUUUGGUGCGGUGGGCCUGUUGUGGUUCGUUUUGUGGACCUUCCUGGCCUUUGACAGUCCCAGCAGUCAUCCCUGGAUCUCACAACGGGAGAGAAGCUACAUCCUGAGCUCGCUGAAGAAUGAGCUGUCGCCAGAGAGGGGGCACAUCCCCUGGCGAUCCAUCGUGACGUCCUGUCCGCUGCUGGCCAUUGUGGUGGCUCACUUCUCGUACAACUGGACCUUCUACACUCUGCUCACGCUCCUGCCAACCUACAUGAACGACAUACUGGGCUUCAGCAUACAGCAGAACGGCUUGCUGUCCGCACUUCCUUACCUGGGCUGCGCGACGUUGGCCGUGCUGUGCGGUCAGCUGGCCGACUACCUUCGGGAAAAGCGCCGCUACUCCGCCGUGGCGGUCCGAAAGUCCUUCACCCUCGUGGGGAUGAUCGGACCGGCCGCGUUCCUGGUGGCGGCCGGUUACACGGGUUGCAACUACACCUUGGCCUUGACCUUCCUCACCGUCUCCUCGUCGUUGGGCGGCGCGUCGGCGUCCGGCUUCAACAUCAACCACCUGGACAUCGCUCCCUCAUACGCCGGAAUCCUGCUGGGCAUCACCAACACUUUCGCCACCAUUCCUGGCAUGGUGGGACCAGUCAUCGCACGAAACCUCACUGUCAAUAACACGAUGGAAGAAUGGCAGACCGUGUUCUACAUAGCGGCUGCCAUCAACCUGUUUGGUGCCACCUUCUACACCAUCUUUGGAAGAGGCAACGUGCAGCCUUGGGCCAUUAACGCCAACACGUACUCGCGCGGAGACUGA
Messenger RNA from Nerophis lumbriciformis (worm pipefish), 1491 nucleotides. The record is from RefSeq and is a predicted model, not a curated record. NCBI's taxonomy places the organism in Eukaryota, Metazoa, Chordata, Actinopteri, Syngnathiformes, Syngnathidae.